GAGGCUUCAUGAAGCAAUGUUCGAAAUCGCCCAUCACUGACUGAUUCGAAACAAAUUCAUAAAGGCUUAAAGAAGACCGAACAGUCGCUCCAGAUAAAGAUAAAAGAGAACUUUGUUUUUUAUUGAUCCGCCAAGUGCUUUUUAAUCGUCCAUGGCAUGAGACACAAUUGUGCAACUCAUCUAUUGCUCAUCAAGAGUUCUGAUCUUUGUAAAGAAUAAGCCGCCCAUGAUAAUUUCCUGUUGGAAUUUGCCCCUAAAUUGUCAGAUUGUGGUGAGAGUUCAGUUGAGUUGACGCAGUUGUUGUCAUUUUCACUCCGUGUCAUUUGUGGAGAUCGGAUUGAUCAGAUUCACCUCAGCCGCUCCAUCAUGGACCAAACACAAACAUCCACAGAUGAAGAUUUUUCCUCAGGAUGCAGGUCGUGUUCUUGUAACAUCACAGAUGAAGGUGAUGGUCUGACUUCAGCUCUGACAUCAAACCCAUCACACCUGACUGAAAUUAUUCUGACUGAGAACAAAAUAGGAGAUUCAGGAGUGAAGCUGAUCUCUGAUGUACUGAAGAAUCCUGACUGUAAACUGAAGAUACUGAAGUUGAGUUAUUGUAAUAUCACAGAUGAAGGUUGUGAUGCUCUGACUUCUGCUCUGACAUCAAACCCAUCAUACCUGACUGAACUGAUUCUGACUGGGAACAAAAUUGGGGAUUCAGGAGUGAAGCUGAUCUCUGAUGUACUGAAAAAUCCUGACUGUAAACUGAAGAUACUGAAGUUGAAGUAUUGUAAUAUCACAGCUGAAGGUUGUGUUGCUCUGACUUCAGCUCUGACAUCAAACCCAUCACAUCUGACUGAACUGAAUCUGUCUGUGAAUAAUAUUGGAGAUUCAGGAGUGAAGCUGAUCUCUGAUGUACUGAAGAAUUCUCAGUGUAAACUGGAGAUACUGGACGUGAGAUUGUGUGAAAUCACAGCUGAAGGUUGUGUUGCUCUGUCUUCAGCUCUGAGAUCAAACCCAUCACACCUGAGAGAACUGAAUCUGACUAUGAAUGAAUUUGGAAAUUCAGGAGUGAAGUUGAUCUCUGAUGUACUGAAGAAUCCUGAUUGUAAGCUGGAGAAACUAAAGUUGUUGUAUUGUAAAAUCACAGCUGAAGGUUGUGUUGCCCUAUCUUCAGCUCUGAGAUCAAACCCAUCACAUCUGAGAGAUCUGAAUCUGUCAUAUAAUAAUGUAGGAGAUUUAGGAGUGAAGCUGAUCUGUGAUGUACUGAAGAAUCCUGACUGUAAACUGGAGAUACUCGACUUGUCUGAAUGUAAUGUCACAACUGAAGGUUGUGCAGCUCUGUCUUCAGCUCUGACAUCAAACCCAUCACAUCUGAGAGAUCUGAAACUGAGCUGGAAUAAUCUUAGGGAUACAGAUGCGAAGCUAAUCUCUGAUGCACUGAAGAAUCCUGACUGUAAACUGGAGAUACUGGAAUUAUGGGAUUGUCAUAUCACAGAUGAAGGUUGUGUUGCUCUGUCUUCAGCUCUGAGAUCAAACCCAUCACAUCUGAGACAUCUGAAUCUGUCACUGAAUUUUCUUGGAGAUUUAGGAGUGAAGCUGAUCUCUGCCAUACUGGAGAAUCCUCAAUGUAAACUGCAGAAACUGUGGUUGACUAAGUGUAAUAUCACAAAUGAAGGUUGUGUUGCUUUGACUUCAGCUCUGAAAACAAACCCUUUACAUUUGAAAGAUCUGCAUCUCUGUUGUAAUAAUUUUGGAGACUCAGGAGUGAAGCUGAUCUGUGAUGUACUGAAGAAUCCUGACUGUAAACUGGAGAUAUUAUGGUUGAGGCAGUGUAAUAUCACAGAUGAAGGUUGUCUUUCUCUGACUUCAGCUCUGAGAUCAAACCCAUCACACCUGAAAGAAUUGAAUCUGACAAGGAAUAAUCUGGGAGAUCCAGGAGUAAAGCUGCUCUCUGAGCUGAAGGAUGAUCCACAAUAUAAACUGAAGACACUACACUUUUAGAUGUCAGUCUGAUCUUCUGUUAAUGGAGAAAACAGAGACAGGAGGAACAGAGACAACAACACUAUGGACAGAGACUUGAAGAUACACAGACUUAAUAAAAAGAUGAUUAAGUAGAUAA
This is a messenger RNA of Misgurnus anguillicaudatus (oriental weatherfish), 2104 nucleotides long. Lineage: Eukaryota; Metazoa; Chordata; Actinopteri; Cypriniformes; Cobitidae. The record is from RefSeq and is a predicted model, not a curated record.